AUGACCGAUAAAGAAAGGGAGUAUGCUGAUCUUAAGCGAAAACGCGCUACGAUUAAGAGCCAGAUUACCAAAUUUUCGACAUUUUUGGAUGGAUUCAUCGUUAAUAAGGCAGCUCUAACGCAACUUCGUAUUAGGUUGGAGAAAAUAGAACAAUCAUGGAUGGGCUACAGCAACAUCCAAGAUCAAAUUAAAGCGUUGGACAGCACUGAAGCAUUUACAUGUAAGCAACAACAAGAACGAUCAGAAUUUGAGGAAGCAUAUUUUUCGAUCAUAGAAAGAGCACAUCUCAUUUUAGAGGAAAACACAAAUCAAAGGGUUAACAUAGAGGUAGAAAAUGUAGCCGUAGGUAUAGUUAGCGAAAACGCGAUUGUAGCAGCAUUCGGUCCAAAACCAAAAAAAGUAAUUGAAUCUCUUGAUCUAACUGAAGAAAACUAUCCAAGAGCGAUAGAGUUAUUAAACGGUCGUUUUGAUAAGGCUAGAUUAGCCACGCGACAUCACGCUAGGGCAAUAUUCGAUUUGAAACCGAUUAUUAAAGAAUCUAGUAAUGACUUACGUAACUUAACCGAUAACCUCAAGCAACAUUUAGAAGCAUUGAAGGCGCUUAAGUACAAGACUGAUACUUGGUGUCCGUUAAUCAUAGAGUGGAUUUUAACUCGAGUCGAUCCAAUAACAGCGCGUGAAUGGGAAGACAAAACAGCUCCUAAUCCAGAAUACAAAACGAAGGAGUUCAUUCAAUUUCUUGAAGCUAAAUGUAACAUGUUAGAGAAUGUUAGCGCGUUAGAUAAUACAAAACUAGAUAGCGAAAAAUCGAAAAGGUGUAAAGGUGUAGCGCAUGUUAUAUGCAAAGGGGAACAUAAGACCUAUCAAUGUGAAACAUUCAAGGGUUUAAAUGUCAAAUCAAGGUCCAGUGCGUGCAAGCAGUGUAACAAAAAGCAUCAUUCAUUGCAUUAUCAAAAUAGUGAUAAUGAGAGUAAAAGUGAAGUUAAAACCGAAGUAGAGAUAGUAGAUAAAAACGGAAAAUGGCAUGAUGCGCGUGCGUUAUUGGACAACGCGGCGACGAUCAAUUUCAUAACUUCUGAUCUGCUUCAUAAGUUAGAUUUACAAACAGAAAGGGUAGCGGGUCAGGGUAAAGUCGGGUUUAGUGGAAAUGCUACGCGUACGAAAGAAAUUGUAACAACGAUGAUUAAAUCAAAGGUGCAGCAAUAUUCUCAAUCGUUAAAAUGCACAGUGGUUGAUCAGAUUACUAGUAAGAUUCCAGAGAGUCGAAUCGACAUAUCACGAUUGAAGCUUCCCGAUUCUAUAUCCAUUUCGCAAUUGGCUGAUCCAACGUUCAACGUACCGCAAGAGAUAGACUUGCUACUAGGAGCAACAGUCUUCUGGAAUGUAUUGCAAAAAGGACGAAUUCAACUCAAUAACGAACAACCGGUAUUCCAAAACACGAAGCUCGGGUGGAUUCUGGGCGGAAGCUUCACAGCCAAAACCUUAACUAUUGAAGAAGCGGAGUGUGAGAAGCAUUUUGAGUCAACUACCUAUCGAGAUAGGGAUGGGAGAUUUGUCGUAUCACUACCACUGAAGGGCAAAAUCCAAGAUCUGGGAGAAUCCGAGCACAACGCAAUGAAGAGGCAAAAAUCGAUUGAGCGUCGAUUCACAAAAAAUCCCGUGUUCCAGGGCUGCGUUCCAAAACCUUACUCUGAGUAA
Trachymyrmex cornetzi is the source of this 1698-nucleotide messenger RNA. RefSeq lists its product as uncharacterized. Lineage: Eukaryota; Metazoa; Arthropoda; Insecta; Hymenoptera; Formicidae. The coding region runs from base 1 to 1698 and encodes 565 amino acids. The record is from RefSeq and is a predicted model, not a curated record. The transcript is spliced from 5 exons.